Molecule: messenger RNA, 775 nt
Organism: Suillus discolor
Lineage: Eukaryota; Fungi; Basidiomycota; Agaricomycetes; Boletales; Suillaceae
Exons: 1
Coding region: 283-729 (148 amino acids)
Source: RefSeq, a predicted model, not a curated record
GGAAGCUGAGCUCUGUGGGGAUCACCGUAUCAGCAGUCUGGCAUGGUCGACGAUUGGGUCCUAUCUAGCACGAUAUGAGAUCAUAGAUGUGCAUGUCCAGCCAGAGCUCAAAGUAUCAGAACCCCCACCAAGCUAUCGGUCUUGUGACUGGGGACGCUGAGAUUCGUUAUCACCUCUCCACAGCUUCGCUCCCAAACGCCUGUUUCAGCAGCCGAGUGCCUGAAUCAUGAUACCGGGUACCUUUGGGCUUCCUAUUUCACUAUGUAAAGAUGAUACCUUCACAUGCGGAAUAUCGUUAUCAUGAUGGAGAGCGAAUGUUUUAUGCAAUUUCAUCAAUGGAUUCAUUUCACCUUGUCUAUGUACUAUCGAUGUUAUCGGCCGAUUAUCAUGCUCUAUCGUGAUGGUACCCCCGCGAUACGCACGACCGAAUAUCCUUGGGACUUGUGGGAGAAUCACUUUUCAGUCGACCUCCUUCCUAUUCACAGCGUGCAGAACGCUUAUGUUUAUUUGCGCGUGCUCUUCGUGCUCUCUUGGACUCCUGAUUUUCCUCUGCUUUUCUUUCUCACCCACCCACUAGUAUUUCUUGGUAUGUUUGGGGUGGUCUUCGUGACGGUUCACCCUCGGUCCUUGAUUUGGACUGGUAGUGCGGAUUCCCCUGUGGUACAUGUUGCCUGUAAUCUAAUCUCAUACUCAAUAAUGACUAGUUACUGGUGUUCAGCUGCCUGUUAGGUAACUGGUACUAGUACUGGGCUAGUCGAAUACAACUGUUUUUCGG